UGUCUAUUUAUCCUGCAUCUAUCGACGACAACGACCCCGCUUUUAUCUAUUCACCCGGAUGGGAGCUUAUCACGAAGGAUGGGCAGUGGACGGGAACAAUGCAUUCUACGGACAAGACGGGAGCCUUUGCUAGGGUCAGAUUUACUGGAUCAAUUAUUGCGGUCAUUUGCACGAUACCCACAGGCAACGGCCAGCCAGUAUCGGCUAACUUCACGAUCGACGAUGGACCACCGACUUUCGUGUCGCAUGAAUCUACUCCGCCGGUACAAUUUGAGAAGAUAUUCUGGGACUCUGGGCCACUACCAAUGGGAAACCACCUCUUGACGAUUACUCAUGCGGGUCCCAAUAUGUACCUUCGCGUCGAUCGCGUCGACUACGACCCAACAGAUAGCCAUGCCUCAAGGGUUGAUUCACCGGCGCCACAAGACCCUGUUUCAAUCCCCAUCGUCACCUCGGUAGUGACGAGCAUCGUCGCUGACUCAACAUCAGUAGUCGCACUUCCCGGCACCAACACUAUAACCUCGUCAAGUAACCCACAACCAGUGUCUUGACCGAGCGUCUCGACAUUCAUACAAACUAUUUUGGCUACUGUAUCAUCAUCUCCGGGAAAUCCGACAAGUAUCACGGACACCUCGAGCAGCGCAAACCCGACUGCGAGCAACACAGGAGUUGAAGCAAAGAAAACAAACCUCGCGCUCAUCGUAGGCGGGGCCUGUUGCGCUGUUGUCCUUCUCGCUAUACUAGGGAUUACGCUUGUAAUUCUUCUUCGUCGGCGGCGUCGGCAUAGAGAUGCCACCGCUCUAGCUGACGAGACUGUAUCCUCUGAAGGUCCUCGCCCGUUUUGGGUAGAACCCCUGCCCAUUGUCUCCUCAGCAGCUUCCGCAACCAGUUCCCUGUCAAACCACGAUAUAAAAAUCCCACUAGGUCUUUUCGAUAAUACACAACCCAAAUCCACCUCGAGGAAUGGAUCGCCGACAAACCCCCCCGCGCUAUCAUAUGCCCUCUCCCCCGCCACGCAUCACGCUGCCUCGAACUCACAAUCCUCUUCCCAGAUAAGCUCGCCUAUCUAUUCCAUUGACAACCAUCCGGACCCGCUCUUGGAAUCUCCGCCUGCCUAUCAAGCUCACUUACGCGCUUCAAACAUGCCAUAUGCACCGCCUCGCUAGC
Messenger RNA from Cyclocybe aegerita, 1167 nucleotides. NCBI's taxonomy places the organism in Eukaryota, Fungi, Basidiomycota, Agaricomycetes, Agaricales, Hemipholiotaceae. The record is from the annotation of a GenBank genome assembly.